GGCUGUGCCUGGUCCAAUCCCCUGGAUGCGGGCGGAGUUGCUGAUGUUCCGAUCAAUCGCUUGACACCCCCCUCCCACAAAAAAAAACUUUCUCCCCCAGUCCCGGCACCAGGUGGAGGGGGCCUCGCAUUAUCUUCAUGCAAAUCGCCUCAAUUGCCUGUUCAGUCCGGAGAGCGUUUAUAAAGUCAGGAUGCAAGGGACUAGCCCCGCGUAAGAUCCCCUUUAACCCAGCCCGCACCGUCAAUGCUCGGUCAUGAGUUGUCUGGAUGUUAGAUACCAUCAGUCUUAUGGAGCCCACCAGUAUUUGCCAGCAGCCGCUGCAGCCGCGUACACCGCAGCCUGUUACCGUCAUCAUCACUCUCAGCAGCAGAAGUUAGCCCUGUACAGCAAGAUGCAGGAGUCCACGGAGAACAACUCGCAAAGCAAAGAGGGUGAAAAGGACCAAGCCCCUGAGGCCGAGUACAUCAGUUCCAGAUGCGUGCUGCUCACCUACUUCCAGGGGGACAUCGGCGCCGUGGUCGACGAACACUUCAGCCGGGCCCUGAGCAACUUCCCCAGCGACAACCGCAACUCCAAGCCGCUGGCUUCUUCCAGCGCCGCCUGGAAAGAAGGACUGCCAUUUUCUACAAAUCAGAAGAACAAUUUCCCUGCUUCUUUCUGGAGCAGCACUUACCAAGCCCCAGCACCUCCAGCUCUGAGUGCGAGUCACCCCGAUAUCUCUGCUGCAACUGGGAGUGUGUUUCAUUCCCCAGAUCCCAUGGCUUGGCCAGGACAUGGACUACACCAAUCCAGUGCUCCCCCAUCCAAUGUUGAGCCGUGGCCCUACACAUUGUCAUCACAAGGGAGUUCCAGCUAUCCACUUGUUCAUGAGGUUUACCCACAUAUGCAUCAUCCACAUGCCCACACCCACCAUCACAGUCCACAUUUAGACCCACGUUAUGGGUCAUUAUUGGUACCAUCAGUGAGAGCUGCUAGGAUUACCACAACACCUGGUGAAAUCACAAAGACAGACCCUGCUGCUGGUUCGUCUUGGGCUGGAGCCUUUCAUGGAACUCUUGAGAUGGCACAAGCCGUAAAUUUUGACACAGCCCUUUGGUACGGUGGAUCUCUCACAGGCUGAUGAAAAAUUCACCUCUGCAAUCUGAUGGAAUUGAAGUAAUGACCCAAAGUAUUUGCUUUUGACCAAUUACCUUCAGAAAUUGUAAUGAUGGAAAAUACGGGGUUUAUAUAAGAGUGUACUCUGAGAAAGCUGGCAAAAUGUUUUAAUGAAAUGAAAAGUAAAUUUGUAGAAUAAAUGAUGAUUUUAAGUGAAAGUGGUGAAGUGAAUCAACAAUUAUUGUUGCAGUGAAAUAACAAGGCUAUCUAAUUUCAGCAUCUGGAAAAGAGUGUCAUAGCCUGUUUUUUUUGUAGAAUUGGAUCGCUCUACAGGACCAUUAGCAGAAUCUGUUGGAUAAAGAUCAGCUUCAAGUAAAAGUUUAUGGAGAGUGAAGCACUGGGUGGAGAAUUGUAUUAGGCACAACAUAAAUUCUUUUAUUUUUGUGGUUAAAAGUAUGUGAAGUAUUGGAGUUUUUUAUAACUGUUUAUUACUCUGAUCUUGUUAAAAAUGUAAUGUUACUCUUCCAGGGAUUCCUACAUUUUUUUUUCUUGAUUUCAUUUUUUUUUAAUUUAAGUAUAGUUAAUCAUUUGUGGACUGCAGUAGCACUUUUACCAUGUCCUAAAUUGAAUACAGGUUUAAUGUUCUUUCUUUUAGUCUACUAUAGCAAUAUGUUCAUUUUGUUGGUAUUCAGCAUAUUGGCUUAACCACCAACUUAUUGCAAACAAAUUGAUAGAAGUAGAAGUAAGAUAACAACAUUGUUUUGAAACCAAAGAGGGGGGAAAAAGGGGGCAGAUUUUUCUACUGAUAAAAGGUACUUCUUAGCACACCAAGGUCUUUUUCAUCCAGAUUCUACAAGAAUUGCUUCCUUCAAAAUUUUUAAUAAUUGAUUGUCAUAAGGUAAAUUUUAUAAACUUGACAUUCAUCCUGAACAUUGUAUGGCAUCCACAAAGAGAAAAAUAAUGUAGCACCUUUCAGAUGCAAUAGAACUUUUAAUGCAUUAAUGGUUGUCCUUAUUUUAUACUUUGUUCUAUUAAAAAGGUAACCUUCUUCCCUUUAGUAUUUUUUUUAUAAAAAAAACCAAACACUUAUGGUGACAAGUAUGAAGGCUGUACAAAAUAUGCUUUGGGAAAGUGAAGAAAAUUGCCCUCAAUUCAUAGGAAACCAUAAAACUCAACAUUUCACAUUUGUUUGUAUUCAUGAUUUGGAGGUGCCGGUGUUGGACUGGGGUGUACAAAGUUACAAAUCUCACAACACCAGGUUAUAGUCC
Messenger RNA from Chiloscyllium plagiosum (whitespotted bambooshark), 2363 nucleotides. RefSeq names its product vestigial-like family member 3 (gene vgll3). NCBI's taxonomy places the organism in Eukaryota, Metazoa, Chordata, Chondrichthyes, Orectolobiformes, Hemiscylliidae. Gene Ontology annotation, cellular component: nucleus. The record is from RefSeq and is a predicted model, not a curated record. Gene Ontology annotation, biological process: regulation of DNA-templated transcription.